AUGACGUCCGAUUGUGAGACACAUGCGAUAGGCGUUUUGUGGUCGUCAACGACGAAGACGCAGCGCAUUCGUUGGGCUUCUAGGAGGGCAUCGAGAACUUUGCCGACAGGAUCGUUGGGCCGAACAAAUACCGCUGCUGGACGGCGACCAAGCACUGUCGAAACCGUGGUGUCGGAGAAGAACGUAUGAUGAGCGUUCACCUCCAUCAAAGCCAUAGCCAAAUCGGAUUUUGUUACAACAUCAACUGCGUGACCAUUUGAAUUGAUGACUGGGACAGAUGAUAAACGAUGGCUCAACAUUUUUUCCAGCACAUCAUUCAAACAAUCAUCCAAUGAAACCGAAUGUAUUUUGCCUUCCCAAGUACCCACACCGGAAUCCUUAAUUGGACUACUCAACCACUGAGCAAAAUGCAGUGAACGAUUCUGUUUAUGUAUAGCUUGUAGUACCCGUUUUAUUGUCAAAAGAUAA
Messenger RNA from Haemonchus placei, 468 nucleotides. The record is from the annotation of a GenBank genome assembly. NCBI's taxonomy places the organism in Eukaryota, Metazoa, Nematoda, Chromadorea, Rhabditida, Trichostrongylidae.